AUGGCUCAUCAGCCUCAGAAACGACGCUUGACCCUGAGGUCUGCUCCAGACCAUAGAGAGCACAAGUCGCAAAAGACAUCUCGUACUUCGUAUGAACAAUAUACGAUCGCCUGGAUCUGUGCACUACCAAAGGAAUUGACUGCAGCUCGAGCUGUGCUGGAUAAUGUCCACGAACCGUUGCCCAAGCAGAAAAACGAUACCAAUUCGUAUAUACUUGGCAGCAUAGGAUGCCACAAUAUAGCUAUUGCGUGUUUGCCAACUAACGAGUAUGGAACAAACAAUGCGGUAAACGUGUUGACUAAUCUUACCCGCACGUUUACAUCGAUUUAUCUUAGUCUUAUGGUUGGGAUUGGAGGCGGGGUCCCGGCUGAAGACUUCGACAUUCGUUUAGGCGAUAUUGUUGUUGGUACCCGCGUGGUGCAGCACGAUCUCGGCAAGAUAACCGGAGGAGGACAAAUUCAACAUACUGCAGUCCCAAGGACUUUGGCUCAUUUGAUUGGCAAAGCCUUAUCGCUUGUUCAAGCGGAGCAUCAACCACAUAGCAGCCGGAUUCCACUCAUAUUAGAGGAAAAGUUCAGAGAGCAUCCAGCCUACGCCCGUCCAAUUACAGCAGAUCGCCUUUUCUCCUCAGCAUAUCAACACAACUCUCGGACACCAACCUGCGAUAAAUGCAGCCCUUCUGCACUGGUACGGAGAAGCGAACGGAGUACAGAUAAUCCAUACAUCUAUUAUGGUACUAUCGCCUCAGGCAAUCAAGUUAUGAAAAGCUCGACUGUUCGCGAUAAGGUCGCCCAGGAAUUGAAUGCCAUUUGCUUCGAAAUGGAGGCCGCAGGACUGAACGAUAUCUGUCCCUCUCUGUCGGUGCGGGGGAUAUGCGAUUAUUCUGACUCUCACAAGAGCAAGGAGUGGCAAGAAUAUGCCGCUGCCACCGCUGCCGCAUUUGCAAGAGAAUUCCUCGAAAAGCUUCCCCCGAAAGAAGAAAUCACCGCAAGUAUUGGGCAGCAGGAUCAGCGGCUUCAGGACGAAAAGUACAACAAGUGUUUGCGGGAUCUGCGCGAGACUGAUCCUCGUGAUGACAAGAGCCGUAUCGAAGAAACAAAAGGCGGACUUCUCGAAAAUGCGUACCGCUGGAUUCUUCAAAACGACAAAUUCCAAGAAUGGUACAAUGCCACACAGAGUCAGCUUCUAUGGAUCAAAGGCGAUCCUGGCAAGGGUAAAACAAUGUUGUUAUGUGGACUCAUCAAUGAACUUGAGAAAGAGCACCGUCUCUUGUCCUACUUCUUUUGUCAAGCUACUGAAGCACGUUUAAGUAACGCGACAGCCGUACUCCGUGGUCUGAUCUACCUUCUUCUUGUUCGACGUCCUCCGCUCAUUUCUCACAUCGGGAAGAAGUAUGAUCAUGCGGGCAAGCAGCUCUUUGAGGAUGGCAAUGCAUGGCAAGUUCUAUCCAAGAUCUUCACAGCAAUGCUCGAGGACCCAAUAGUAGAUGGUGUGCUCCUGAUUGUUGAUGCCCUUGACGAAUGCAGUACGGACCAAGAGAAGCUUCUUGAUUUGAUAAUCAGAUCAAACAAUGUCAAGUGGAUCGUGACCAGCCGCAACUGGCCGGAAAUUGAACAGGUCCUAGACCGUUCCACGCAGAAAGUCAGGCUACAUCUUGAGUUGAAUCAAGACUCAAUUUCCAGAGCCGUUCUGGCUUUUAUUGAAUGGAAGGUAGAGGAGUUGACCGAAAAAAAGGGAUAUGACGCACAAUGCAAAAGUGAUGUCAAGAGCUAUUUAGCUGAUAAUGCUGAUGGCACGCUCCUAUGGGUCGCUUUGGUUUGUCGGGGACUGUCGGAACUCAAGGUGAUCCGCAACUGUCACACCAGACAGGUGCUGGAGGAAUUCCCAAAGGGACUUGAACCGCUCUACGAAAGAAUGAUGGGACACAUCAAUCUAUCACGAGAUAAAAAGAUAUGUAAAGAGAUACUCGCUCUUGCUUCUGUCGUGUAUAGACCAGUUACCUUGACUGAGUUGAAAACUCUUCUGGGGUCACAGUACAAGGAUGAGGAUGGUGACCUCAAGGAAGUUGUUAGUUGCUGUGGUUCCUUCCUGACACUUCGAGGGGAUGCUAUCUAUUUCCUGCAUCAGUCGGCCAAAGACUUCUUGGUCAAAAAGGCAUUACACCAGAUUUCACCGUCAGGUCUUGCGUAUCAACAUGAACUGAUCUUCGAGAGGUCAUUGCAGGCACUAUCGGAGACUCUGAAACGUGACAUUUGCCAACUAGGCCACCCAGGGUUUGACAUCAAUGACAUCUCACCGGAAGACCUCGAGCCACUGGAUUCGAUUCGAUACUCCUGCGUUUAUUGGGUGGACCAUCUGCGCGACUCUGAACCCACCAGGCUCAGCGACAGUCUGAGAGAAGGUGGUGACAUUGACUUAUUCAUCCAGAAUAAGUAUUUAUAUUGGCUAGAAUCUCUCGGUCUAUUGGGUAGCACAGUGGAAGGCGUAAAAGCCAUGUAUAAGCUCGAGGAUCUGGCUAUUAGAUUCAGCGCACCAGUCUCAGUGACUGAACUGCUUCAAGAUGCGCGCCGCUUUAUCCUGGCCCAUAAGGGAUCGAUCGAGAUCGCCCCAUUGCAAGCCUAUGCCUCAGCAUUGGUCUUUAGCCCAGAAUGUAGCCGCAUUCGAGAGCUAUUUAAGCAUGAAGAGCCGAACUGGAUGAUUCUCAUGCCAAAGAUGGACAAGAGCUGGGACAACUGCCUACAAACACUCGAGGGCCAUUACGGUGCAGUAAUGUCGGUGGCCGUCUCACCAGAUGAUCAGUUUCUUGCAUCGGGUGGAAACGACAAGACAGUCAAAGUAUGGGAUAUAGCGGCAGGCGUAUGUCGACAUACUCUUGAGGGUCAUGAUGAUACAAUCUAUUCUAUCACCUACCUACCAGAUGGAAAAAGUCUCGCAUCGGCUUCAAACGCUAUCAAGAUAUGGGACACGAAAUCAGGAUUAUGUCUACGAACGCUAGAGGGACACGAUUCACAUGUGAAUUCAGUGGCUUCUUCUCCAGAUGGACAGUACCUUGCUUCGGGAUCUUAUGAUCAGACAAUUAAAAUAUGGAAUUCAAAAACGGGAAGGUGUCUGAAAACUCUUGAAGGCCACUCUGGCAUGGUUACCUCGGUGGCAUUCUCACAAAAUAACCAGCGUCUUGCGUCAGGAUCGUUUGAUACUACCGUUAAGAUCUGGGACAUGAAAUCAUUCUCAUGUCUACAGACACUACAGGCUCACAAUGAUAGAGUAAUGUCAGUAGCCUUCUCGCCUGAUAGUAAACGUCUUGCGUCAGUCUCGCAGCAUGAUGGGAUCAAAGUCUGGGACACAGUAACAGGCUCUGGUCUUCCGAUUCUGGAAGACUCCUCUCCUUUCGGGGUCGCAAUAGCUUUCUCAGCGCAUGGUGAAUAUCUCGCUUUAGGUACGAGUGAUUGUAUGAUAGAGCUAUUUGAUGCAGAAACCGGCACAAUCCUAGAGACUCUAAAGGGCUUAGUUCGCCCUGUAACGUCUCUGGCCUUCGCGGCUGAUGCGCCGCAUCUUAUAUCAGGCUCAGAGGAUGAUUUAGUCAGGAUCUGGGAUGUAUCGAUCGAUGCAUGCCCGCCAACAGUUGAAGAUCAUGAUGGAUGUGUGAACUCUAUCGCCAUAUCAGCAGACGGUUUGCGAGUCGUAUCAGGAUCUGAUGAUAGUACUGUCAAGAUCUGGGAUACAGAAACAGGAAUAUGCCUACAGACACUUGAAGGCCAUUGCGGCCUUGUAAGCUAUGUGGGCUUUUCUGCGGAUAGCACACGCUUAGCAUCAUGCUCAUAUGACCGGACGAUUAAGGUCUGGGAUGCUAUAGCUGGCACAUGCCUCCAUACAAUACAGGACGAUAGGUCGGUAGAAUCAGUGGCUUUCUCAGCAGAUGAUCGAUACCUUGUAUCAGUUUCAAGGCCUCACAUAGCCAAGAUCUGGGACGCAGCGACGGGUGAAUGCUCACAUGUAUUUGAGCAUAAUGAUAUAUUGGCCUCAGUGGCCCUCUCAGUCGACAGCCGGUGUCUCGCAGCCGGCUUUUACGAUGGGAUGAUUAGGAUUUGGAAUAUCAGGGAGCACGAUUUCAAAAUGCUUCAGGGACACACCUGGCCAAUAUCAUCAGUAGCCUUCUCAGUGGGUUCCCAGUAUCUUGCAUCAGGCUCGUCCGAUGGCCAAGUCAGGAUCUGGGAUUUAAAAAGAGGCAUUUGUCUGCACACAAUCUACGUCGAUUCAGGCCAUCAUCGCCUGUCCUUCGACUCGUGGACGAACUCUCAGCUCUAUACGGACGUCGGUAUUCUGGACUUCGAAGUACCAAACCCAACGCCUAAUGUUAACGCCGAGUCAAUUGGGAUCACUGCCUUACCAGCCUCUGAUCGGUCGAGUCACUGUAUCAAGAUUGAUGGCGAAUGGAUUAUGAAGCAUGACGAGAACUUACUUUGGCUCCCUCUUAAUUAUCGUCCCAAAGUGUCGGCUGUCUUUAAAUCGACUGUGGCUGCUGGCCUAGAUCCAGGUCGAGUACUAAUAAUGAGAUUUUCUGAAGAUAGUGGUAGUAGGUCGUGUAAAUAG
This is a messenger RNA of Fusarium mangiferae, 4590 nucleotides long. RefSeq lists its product as uncharacterized. The record is from RefSeq and is a predicted model, not a curated record. Gene Ontology annotation, biological process: nucleoside metabolic process. NCBI's taxonomy places the organism in Eukaryota, Fungi, Ascomycota, Sordariomycetes, Hypocreales, Nectriaceae. The transcript is spliced from 2 exons. Gene Ontology annotation, molecular function: protein binding; catalytic activity. The coding region runs from base 1 to 4590 and encodes 1529 amino acids.